UAUGCUACAUCUUGUAUUGUGGAAUUUCCGCACAGCAAAUUACAACUGCCCGACUUGCCUCCAAAGCACUUUCCAAUUUCUUCAGUAAGUUGGUCUUUCGCUACCCUUCUCACGUCCGAAUCAGGAGAGCAGUAUUCGCAUCGCAUCACCAGGAAGCAAUUGCCUAUCCAACCUGCGUUUGCCGUGACUGGCCAAUCAGCACAAGGUAAAACUCUGCCAAACAUCAUCGUUAAUCUUAAAGAAGGAGGAUUCGCAGCCUAUGUAGCAGCAAGUAGGGCACGCACAAGAGAAGGAUUAUUCAUCAUCCAUCCAGUCAAACUAAAAGAUCUUAAUAAAAUACUCCCUGAUGCUCUACUUCGCGAGGACAAGAGAUUACAGAUUCUGCAACACAACACGAUGGUCGAUUUU
Messenger RNA from Suillus clintonianus, 408 nucleotides. RefSeq lists its product as uncharacterized. The annotation marks the transcript as partial. Lineage: Eukaryota; Fungi; Basidiomycota; Agaricomycetes; Boletales; Suillaceae. The transcript has a single exon. The record is from RefSeq and is a predicted model, not a curated record.